Eubalaena glacialis (North Atlantic right whale) is the source of this 3853-nucleotide messenger RNA. RefSeq names its product Rap guanine nucleotide exchange factor 4 (gene RAPGEF4). The record is from RefSeq and is a predicted model, not a curated record. Gene Ontology annotation, cellular component: plasma membrane. Gene Ontology annotation, biological process: positive regulation of GTPase activity; spermatogenesis; Ras protein signal transduction. The transcript has 31 exons. The coding region runs from base 65 to 3100 and encodes 1011 amino acids. Gene Ontology annotation, molecular function: cAMP binding; guanyl-nucleotide exchange factor activity. Lineage: Eukaryota; Metazoa; Chordata; Mammalia; Artiodactyla; Balaenidae.
GGCGGCGGCAGAGCGAGCGCGGGAGGUCGCCGCAGCCGGGGGACGCCGCGCGCCGCUGCCCAUCAUGGUCGCUGCGCACGCUGCCCAUUCUUCCUCCUCCGCCGAGUGGAUCGCCUGCCUGGAUAAAAGACCAUUAGAACGAUCCAGUGAAGAUGUGGAUAUAAUCUUCACACGGCUGAAAGAAGUUAAAGCUUUUGAGAAAUUUCACCCAAAUCUCCUUCAUCAGAUUUGUUUAUGUGGUUAUUAUGAGAAUCUGGAAAAAGGAAUAACAUUAUUUCGCCAGGGUGAUAUUGGAACCAACUGGUAUGCUGUCCUGGCAGGGUCUUUGGAUGUUAAAGUUUCUGAGACCAGCAGUCACCAGGAUGCAGUGACCAUCUGCACUCUGGGGAUUGGGACAGCCUUUGGAGAGUCCAUUCUGGACAACACACCCCGCCAUGCGACAAUUGUUACCAGGGAAAGCAGUGAACUUCUCCGCAUCGGGCAAAAGGACUUCAAGGCACUAUGGGAGAAAUAUCGACAGUACAUGGCAGGACUUCUGGCUCCUCCUUAUGGUGUUAUGGAAACAGGCUCUAACAAUGACAGGAUUCCUGACAAGGAGAACACACCUCUCAUUGAACCUCACGUUCCUCUUCGUCCUGCUAACACCAUUACCAAGGUUCCUUCAGAGAAGAUCCUCAGGGCUGGAAAAAUAUUACGAAAUGCCAUUCUCUCUCGAGCACCUCACAUGAUAAGAGAUAGAAAAUACCACCUAAAGACAUACAGACAGUGCUGCGUGGGGACCGAGCUGGUGGAUUGGAUGCUGCAGCAGACCCCGUGUGUUCACUCCCGAGUCCAAGCUGUUGGCAUGUGGCAAGUCCUGGUAGAAGACGGUGUUCUCAACCACGUGGACCAGGAGCAUCAUUUCCAAGAUAAAUAUUUAUUUUAUCGAUUUCUGGAUGAUGAGCAUGAGGAUGCGCCUUUGCCUACAGAGGAGGAGAAAAAGGAGUGUGAUGAGGAGCUGCAAGACACCAUGCUGCUGCUGUCGCAGAUGGGCCCCGACGCCCACAUGAGGAUGAUCCUCCGCAAACCACCUGGCCAGAGGACCGUGGAUGACCUAGAAAUUAUCUAUGAAGAACUCCUUCACAUUAAAGCCUUAUCCCAUCUUUCUACCACGGUGAAACGGGAGUUAGCAGGUGUUCUCAUUUUCGAGUCUCACGCCAAAGGAGGAACCGUGUUGUUUAACCAGGGGGAAGAAGGCACCUCCUGGUACAUUAUUCUAAAAGGAUCAGUGAAUGUAGUCAUUUAUGGCAAGGGUGUGGUCUGCACGCUGCACGAAGGCGACGACUUUGGCAAGUUAGCGCUAGUGAAUGAUGCCCCGAGAGCUGCCUCCAUCGUCUUGCGAGAAGAUAACUGCCAUUUCUUAAGAGUAGACAAGGAGGAUUUUAACCGGAUCCUGAGGGACGUUGAGGCGAAUACAGUCAGACUUAAAGAACAUGACCAAGAUGUCUUGGUGCUGGAGAAGGUCCCAGCAGGGAACAGGGCUUCUAAUCAAGGAAACUCACAGCCUCAGCAAAAGUAUACUGUGAUGUCAGGAACACCUGAAAAAAUUUUAGAGCAUUUUCUAGAAACGAUACGCCUUGAGCCAGCUUUAAACGAAGCAACAGAUUCUGUUUUAAAUGACUUUGUUAUGAUGCACUGUGUUUUUAUGCCAAAUACCCAGCUUUGCCCAGCUCUGGUGGCCCAUUACCACGCACAGCCUUCACAAGGUACAGAACAAGAGAAAAUGGAUUAUGCCCUCAACAAUAAGAGGCGAGUCAUCCGCCUGGUUUUGCAGUGGGCCGCCAUGUAUGGAGACGUCCUGCAAGAGGAUGAUGUGGCAAUGGCUUUCCUGGAGGAGUUUUAUGUGUCUGUAUCAGAUGAUGCCCGGAUGAUUGCUGCCCUCAAGGAGCAACUGCCCGAGUUGGAGAAGAUUGUCAAGCAAAUUUCAGAAGAUGCAAAGGCUCCACAAAAGAAGCACAAAGUUCUUUUGCAGCAGUUCAACACAGGCGAUGAGAGAGCCCAGAAGCGCCAGCCUAUCCGUGGCUCUGAUGAAGUUCUGUUUAAAGUCUAUUGCAUGGACCACACCUACACAACCAUCCGGGUGCCAGUGGCUGCCUCGGUGAAGGAAGUCCUCAGCGCAGUUGCCGACAAACUAGGCUCUGGGGAAGGCCUGAUCAUCAUCAAGAUGAGUUCCGGAGGAGAAAAGGUGGUGCUCAAACCUAAUGAUGUUUCAGUAUUUACGACGCUCACUGUUAAUGGACGCCUGUUUGCUUGCCCGCGAGAGAAAUUCGAUUCACUGACUCCCUUGCCAGAGCAGGAGGGCCCAACUGUUGGAACAAUGGGAACUUUUGAAUUGAUGAGCUCCAAAGAUUUGGCAUACCAGAUGACAGUUUAUGAUUGGGACCUCUUCAGCUGUGUGCAUGAGCUGGAGCUAAUCUAUCACACAUUUGGAAGGCAUCAUUUUAAAAAGACCACAGCAAACUUGGAUUUGUUCCUGAGGAGGUUUAAUGAAAUUCAGUUUUGGGUUGUCACUGAGAUUUGCCUUUGUUCCCAGCCUAGCAAGCGUGUUCAGCUCUUAAAAAAAUUCAUUAAGAUCGCGGCCCACUGUAAGGAGUAUAAGAAUCUGAAUUCCUUUUUUGCCAUCGUCAUGGGACUAAGCAAUGUUGCUGUGAGCCGCUUGGCACUAACAUGGGAGAAACUGCCAAGCAAGUUCAAGAAGUUCUAUGCGGAGUUUGAAAGUUUAAUGGAUCCUUCAAGAAACCACAGGGCCUACAGGCUGACGGUAGCCAAGCUGGACCCUCCUCUCAUCCCCUUCAUGCCUUUGCUCAUUAAAGAUAUGACAUUUACUCAUGAGGGGAACAAGACAUUCAUUGACAAUCUAGUAAACUUUGAAAAAAUGCGCAUGAUUGCAAAUACUGCCAGAACGGUGAGAUACUGCAGGAGCCAACCCUUCAAUCCUGAUGCAGCUCAGGCUAAUAAGAACCAUCAGGAUGUCCGGAGUUAUGUACGACAAUUAAAUGUGAUUGACAACCAGAGAACUUUAUCACAGAUGUCACACAGAUUAGAGCCUCGUCGACCAUAGACAUUUAAAGAGCUCAGAACAACGGUUUGCCUCCAGUCCACAAUCUUUCAAAAAUGCCAUUUAUGCUAGUACUGACUGUAUUGUCACUAGAGAAUUCUAUAAAACAAGCAAAAACCCAUCCUGAGACAUCUCAGUGCUGCAUUCAGCUUACCAGCGUCAUGACAAAAGAAGAAAUUCUUUGGCUUGCAUACAGCUUGCACACCACUAGCUUAGGAAUCCCCCGUUUGUAGUCACCGUAUUUUAUUUCCAGUUGUGCCAUCUUCUUUGCUGAAACACAAAAUAAGACCAACAUGAAGAGUAUGGUAGAAAUAUCAUUGUCAAGAGAAGUAUCAAGCUCCUGAUAUUUUUUUCUAGGAGUGUUUACAGGAUGAGAUGUGCUACAAAUGGUAUUUAUUUGGCUGCAUCAUUGGUGGUAUAGUUUCAUAAUUUCUAACUCAACAUUUUGAUUUGAGCAUGGGGUUUUUGGAAGGUGUUGAGGAAUCCGUGUAACUCCAAAUUAGAGGCUAUAUUCUUCCAUCUUCAUAGUCUUACCUCUGAAGGAAUUGUACCUGACCACAUUACUAUAAAACAUUCUGGCUGUUUAUGUAAUUUAGGGAGGACUGGUCUGUAAUUUCUGAAUGACAUAUAGAAUAAUAUUUAUGUUUACAAUGUAACUUUUUUAAACUUACAAAUCAGGAGUACAUAUAUAAGAAUUCCACUGAGAAACUCCAAGUUUCUUAAAAUUGCUAGCAUUAAGAUUAAAAAAAAAAUGAC